ACCUCAAGAAACUCACAAUCAUCUCCACACCCACCAUCGUCUCUCUCUCUUCCCUCUGCAACCACCUACAUCUCUCUACAUUCUUCCCAGUCAGAACGUCACUUCUGAUAAUUGAUGACAAAGGUACACCCAAACGCGGCCUCCGCCAUUCCUACUGCUCUGGCUGAUGAGGAGCUUCCCAGGCCGGCCUGCCACUGCCUCUCAUCGCCGCCGCAGCCUACAGUGCUCACCGUGUGGAAGAAGUCGCUGCUUUUCAACUGCGACGGCUUUACGGUGUUCGACGAUAAGGGGAACCUCGUCUACCGCGUCGAUAACUACUAUGACUCCAGCAAUCGAGCAGAAAUCGUUCUCAUGGACGCCUCCGGCAACUCGCUCUUCACUAUUCGCCGCAAGAGGCUAAGCUUGGCGGACAACUGGGUGGUGUACGACGGAGAGACGGCGGAUCGUCCGCUGUAUUCGGUUAGGAAGCACGUGAGCCUCCUGAAUUCGAAGUCCCUAGCGCACGUGACCUCGCUCCGUGGCUCCGGAGCGAAAGGAUCGAAGAAUGCCAGGGUUUUCGAGAUCGAAGGGUCCUAUGCCAACCGGAGCUGCGUCAUGUACGACGACGUGCGGCGGCGCGUGGCGGAGAUCAAGCGGAAGGAGGCCGUGGCCGGAGGAGUGAUUUUCGGGAGAGACGUCUUCCGCCUAAUUGUACAGCCGGAAAUCGAUCCUUCCGUCGCCAUGGCGAUGGUUAUCCUUCUUGAACAGAUGUUUGGAGGAGGCUCCUCCAGACGCUUUUCCUUCUGAAUAUAUAUAUCCCUUUUUUUACAUGCAAAUUCCUCUUACUAUUUUCCAGAAAUUGAUGGUUUUGAACGAUUUGCUUCCCCCAAUUUUUACUUUUUAUUUUUAUAUAUAUGCAUAUGAAGUUAGCUCUUCUCUCUUUUAGUCACGGGAGAGCCAGCUCCAAGCGGGGAAGUAUUCGUACAUGUGUAGCUGUAAAGACAACUCUAUUUACGAGUUGAAAAAAAAAUAUAUGAUAAGUGUAAUGUAAUGAAAGGGGUGCCUCGCUUUUUUUUU
This is a messenger RNA of Ipomoea nil (Japanese morning glory), 1056 nucleotides long. Its product is annotated as protein LURP-one-related 8. The transcript is spliced from 2 exons. Bases 115 to 786 code for a protein of 223 amino acids. The record is from RefSeq and is a predicted model, not a curated record. NCBI's taxonomy places the organism in Eukaryota, Viridiplantae, Streptophyta, Magnoliopsida, Solanales, Convolvulaceae.